AUGGCGAUGAGUCGGAUUCGGGGCGCUUUCGCGGUGCCCAGAAAAGGAGAGACGUUUGAAUUGCGAGCUGGUCUUGUAUCUCAGUAUGCUUAUGAACGGAAGGAGGCCAUUCAGAAGACCAUCAUGGCGAUGACACUGGGGAAGGAUGUUUCCGCUCUGUUUCCCGACGUCCUCAAGAACAUUGCGACCAGUGAUCUCGAACAGAAGAAACUUGUUUAUUUAUAUCUCAUGAACUACGCCAAGUCUCAUCCGGACCUAUGCAUUCUCGCCGUCAAUACGUUCGUACAAGACUCCGAAGACCCCAAUCCUUUGAUUCGAGCAUUGGCUAUCAGAACAAUGGGAUGUAUUCGAGUGGACAAGAUGGUGGAUUACAUGGAGGAACCACUUCGCAAGACUCUCCGGGACGAGUCGCCCUAUGUCCGAAAGACGGCUGCAAUUUGCGUGGCGAAGCUCUUUGAUCUGAAUCCUUCCCUGUGCCUGGAAAACGGCUUCCUCGAGAUGCUCCAAGAAAUGAUCGGUGAUCCGAAUCCCAUGGUCGUCGCGAACUGCGUAACAGCCCUUUCUGAGAUCCAACAUGCGGCCCCCGAAACUCGAGCGUUGCAGGUGGCAUCUAAUACGCUGCGCAAAUUGCUCAUGGCUUUGAACGAAUGCACGGAGUGGGGUCGGGUUACUAUCUUGACAACUCUGGCGGAGUACAAGACGAGCGAUGUUACGGAGUCAGAGCACAUAUGUGAACGGGUUGCGCCUCAAUUCCAGCAUGCAAACCCAAGUGUGGUCCUAGCGGCUGUUAAAGUCGUUUUUCUCCAUAUGAAGAACGUCAAACAGGAUCUUUCGGCCAACUACUUGAAGAAAAUGGCGCCCCCUCUUGUGACUCUGGUGUCUUCCGCCCCGGAAGUACAAUAUGUUGCCCUGCGGAAUAUCGAUUUGCUCCUACAAAAGCAACCCGACAUCCUUAACAAAGAAUUGCGGGUCUUUUUCUGCAAGUACAAUGACCCCCCCUAUGUCAAGUUUCAAAAACUCGAGAUUAUGGUUCGGAUAGCCAACGACCGCAAUGUCGAUCAGUUUCUGGCUGAACUAAAGGAGUACGCAUUAGAAGUCGACAUGGACUUCGUGCGGCGUGCAGUUCGAGCGAUUGGGCAAGUUGCCAUCAAGAUUGAGAGUGCCUGCGAGAAGUGUGUCAACACAUUAUUGGAUCUUAUCAACACCAAGGUGAACUACGUUGUACAGGAAGCUAUUGUCGUCAUCAAAGACAUCUUCCGGAAAUACCCCGGAUACGAAGGCAUCAUUCCUACUCUUUGCCAGUGCAUUGAUGAACUAGAUGAGCCUAACGCUCGUGCUGCACUCAUUUGGAUUGUAGGUGAGUAUGCAGAGAAGAUCAGCAAUGCUGGUGACAUCCUGGCAGGGUUUGUGGAAGGGUUCAACGAGGAGUUCUCCCAGACCCAACUCCAGAUCCUUACAGCGGUCGUCAAGCUGUUCCUCAAACGUCCCGAAAAGGCGCAGGGACUUGUUCAGAAAGUGCUCCAGGCGGCAACAGCGGAGAAUGAUAACCCUGACGUUCGGGACCGAGCCUAUGUUUACUGGCGUCUGCUGUCCAACACGAGUGACCCCAAUGCCACCAAAAACAUCGUUCUCUCCCAAAAGCCUCCUAUUGUCACUACUAUUCAUUCUCUACCUCCCACUCUUCUUGAUCAACUCAUCAGUGAGCUUUCAACCCUGGCAUCUGUCUACCACAAGCCUCCAGAGCAAUUCGUCGGCCAGGGCAGAUUCGGCGCAGACGCCGUGCAACGGGCUGCUAUCGAGGAACAAAUUCAAAAUGCUCGCGAGAACCCAUUGGCUGCUGCAGCCGCCGCCGCGGCAGUUACAGGUGCUACGCCUCCACCACAAUCCCAGAAUAAUAUGGAAAACCUUCUGGAUAUCGAUUUUGACGGUGGGGCACCAGCUUCGGCCCAGAAGGAACCGCCCAGUGGAAUGUCUGGUCUUGAAGGUCUUGCUGGUACCCCUGUUCGGGUAGAAUCUCCUGCCGUUGGUGCACCGGCUCAGCCCAGCAACAACCUGGAUGACCUCCUAGGGGUGUUCGGCGACAGUGGCGGCGCCGCCGCAUCAGCCAACACCGCAGCCCCUAAUGGUAGUGGCAGUGGCGCCACUGCCGAUCUCAUGAAUGGAUUUGCCGGUCUUGAUCUUUCGGCCAACACCACAUCACCUUCCCCCGAGGCCAAUCAGCAAAGAAAGACGAACGAGGACAUCCUGUCACUGUUUUGA
Molecule: messenger RNA, 2259 nt
Organism: Aspergillus clavatus NRRL 1
Lineage: Eukaryota; Fungi; Ascomycota; Eurotiomycetes; Eurotiales; Aspergillaceae
Product: putative AP-1 adaptor complex subunit beta
Exons: 7
Coding region: 1-2259 (752 amino acids)
Biological process (GO): vesicle-mediated transport; intracellular protein transport
Cellular component (GO): membrane coat
Molecular function (GO): clathrin binding
Source: RefSeq, a predicted model, not a curated record